Oncorhynchus gorbuscha (pink salmon) is the source of this 2809-nucleotide messenger RNA. RefSeq names its product axoneme-associated protein mst101(2)-like. The annotation marks the transcript as partial. The transcript is spliced from 8 exons. Lineage: Eukaryota; Metazoa; Chordata; Actinopteri; Salmoniformes; Salmonidae. The record is from RefSeq and is a predicted model, not a curated record.
AGCGAGAAGCGAGAAGAAAGCAGAAAGAAGAAGAGAAGCGAAGCGAAGAGAGAGCGAGAGAAAGAGAAAGCGAAGAGAAAGCGAAGAAAGAUAGAAAAAAGAACGAGAGGAAGCGAAGAAGAGGAGAGAAAGCAGAAGAAGAUGGAAAGCGAAGACAAGCAGAGGAGAAAGCGAGAAGAGAGAGGAAAAGAAGAGAAGCGAAGAAGAAGCGUAGAAGGAAGACAGAAGAGAGAGAAAGCGAAAGAAAGAAAAGCGAAGAAAGACAGAGAAAACGAGAAGAAACAAGAAAGCGAAAGAGAGAAAGCGAAAGAGGAAAAGGAAGAAAGCGAAGAAGCGAAGAAAGAGAAAAGCGAAGAGAAAAGCGAAGAGAAGAAAAGCGAAAGAAGAGAAAGCGAAGAAAGCGAAGAGGAAAAGCGAAGAAAGCGGAAGAAAAGCGAAAGAAAAGCGAGAAAGAAGCGAAGAAAGCGAGAGAAAGGAAAAGCGAAGAAAGCGAGAGAAAGCGAAAGAAGCGAAGAAGAAAGCUACGAAGAAAGCAAGAACAAGCGAAGCGAAAGAAAGCGAAGAAAACGAGCGAAAGCAAGCGAAGAAAGCGAAAACGAAACAAGCGAAGCGAAGACGAAAAAAGCGAAAAGCGAAAAAAGCGAAGCGAAAAGCGAAGAACGAAACACAAGCGAAGAAGACGAAGAAAGCGAAGAAGAAAGCGAAAUCAAGCGAAAGCGAAACAAAGCGAAAGAAAGCGAAAACGAAAAGCAGAAAGCGAAAGACAAACAAGCGAAAAAGCGAAAAGCGAAAAGAAAGCGAAAGAAGAGAAGCGAGAAAGCGAAGACGAAAGAAAGCGAAGCGGGAAAGAGAAAGAAAGCGGGAGAUAAGCGAAAGAAGAGGGGAAAGCGGAAGAAAGAAAGCGAAGAGAAAGCGAGAAGGAGAAAGCGAAACGAGGAAGCGAAGAAGGAAAGCGAAGAAAGACAAGAGCGAAAGCGAAGAAAGCGAAGAGAAAGCGAAAGACAGCGAAGAAAGAGAAGCGAAGAAGAAGCGCGAAACGAAGAAGAAAGCGAAAGACAGCGAAAGCGAAGAAAGGCGGGAAGAAAGCGAAGAAGAAAGCGAAGACCUAAGCGAAGCGAAGAGAAAGCGAACGAAAAGCGAAGAAAGCGAAGAAGACAAGCGAAAAGCGAAGAAAAAGACAAGCGAAGAAAGCGAAGACAGAGCGAGGAAAAGCGGGAGACAAGCGAAGCGAGAAAGCGAAGAAGCGGGAAAGCGAGAAGCGAAAGACAGAGCGAAGACAAGCGAGAAGCAGAAGCGAAAGACAAGCGAGAAGCGAAGAGACAAGCGAAGAACGAACGAAGCGAAGAAAGCAGCGAAGACGAAGCGAGAAAGAAGCGGACAAAAGCGAAGAAAGCGGAGACAAGCGAAGAGAACAAGCGAAAGACAAAGCGAAAGACAAGCGAAAGAAGACAAGCGAAAGAGAAAGCGAAAAGCGAAGAAAGCGAGAAGGCGGCAAGCGAAGAAAAGCGAACAAGCGAAAACGAAAAGCGAAGAAAGCAAGCGAAAAGCGAAGACAAGCGAAAGCGAACAGAGAAAAGCGAAGAAAGCGAAGCAAAAAAGAACAAGAAGCGAAAGCGAAAGAACAAGCGAAGAGAGAAGCGAAGACAAGCGAAGCGAAGAGAAAGCAAGCGAAAACAAGAAAAGCGAACAAGCGAAGAAAACAAGCGAAGAAAGAACAAGCGAAGACAAACAAAAGCGAAAGCGAAGAAAGCGAAGCGAAAGAAAGCGAAGAGAAAACAAGCGAAGAAAAGAGAAGAGAAGACAGAGCAAGAGAAGACAGAAGCGAAGAAGACAGCGAAGACAAGCGAAGAGAAAGACAAGCGAGAAGAAAGACAAGCGAAGAAGACAAGAAGCGAAGACAGAGAGAGACAAGCGAAGAAAGACAAGCGAAAAGACAAGCAAAAGCGAAGAAGCGAAGACAAGCGAAAGAACAAGCGAAAGACAAGAAGAAGACAAGCGAAGACAAGCGAAGAGAAGAACAAGCGAGGAGACAAGCGAAGACAAGAAGACAAGCGAAGAAAGACGAACGAAGAAAGCGAAGAGAAGCGAAGAGACAAGCGAAGACAAGCGAGAAAGCGAGAGACAAGACAAGCGAGCGAAGAAGACAAGCGAAAGAAGAGAAAGCGAAGAAGAGCGACAAGCGAAGAAAAGAAGAAGAAAGCGAAGAAGCAAAGAAGAAAGAAACAAGCGAAGACAAGACGAAGCGAAGAAAGCGAAGACAAGAAAGACAAGCGAAAGCGAAGAAAGCAAAGCGAGACAAGCGAAGACAAGCGAAGACAAGCGAGAAGCGAAGACAAGCGAGAAGACAAAAGAAAAGCGACAGAGAGAGAAAACAAGAAGAAAGCGACAGAGAAAGCGAAGACAGAAGCGAGAAAGAAGACAGAAAGCGAAGAGAGACAAGCGAGAGAGCAAGAGCAAGAGAAGACGAAAGCGAAGACAAGCGAACGAACAAGCGAAAGAGACAAGCGAACUGACGAAAGAGGAGAAGCGAAGAAAGACAAGCGAAGAGAAAGCGAGGAAGAACAAGCGAAGAAGAAGAGAAAGCGAAAGGAACAGAAACGAGAGAAGAAAGCGAAGAGAAAGAAAGCGAAAGCGAAAGCGAAGAGAGAAGCGAAGAGAGAAAGCGAAAGCGAAGACGAAAGAAAGCGAAGAAAAAAGAAGAAAGCAGAGAAAGCGAAAGAAAGAGACGAAAGAAGCGAAGAAAGAGGGACGAAAGCGAAGAAGGAAAGCGAAGAGAGGAAAACAAAGAAGAAGGAAGAGCGAAGCGAAA